AUGUCGAAAGGCGAUACAAUGCAUAAUGGAUUGGAAUAUGUUCAAUCACAAAUAAAUGAAGUGUCAAACGAGUCGUUAGAAAGUACACGUCGAAUGCUUGGUAUAGUUGAUGAAACAAAAGAAGUUGGCAUCCGGACACUCGUUAUGUUGAAUGAACAAGGUGAAAAGUUAGAUAAUAUUGAACAAAAUUUAGAUAAAAUUAAUUUGAAUAUGAAUGAAGCUGAAAAACAGCUUACAUAUCUACAAAAAUGCUGUGGCUUAUGUAUACUAUUACAGAAUACUCGACGAUCGACGCCAAUUACUUUGAAUGACAAUAAGGAUAAAGUGAUUAGAGCCGAACCAAAACUUCGUAUGUAUGAAGAUACGAUGCAUGAUAAUGGAAUGCCGAUGAAUGGUUAUAUUUCAAAAAUAACAAAUGAUGCAAAAGAAGAGGAAAUGGAAGAAAAUCUACAACUUGUUCAUUCAUAUCUUGGUGGUUUAAAAAAUAUGGCAUUAGAUAUGGGUAACGUCAUCGAAGUUCAAAACAAACAAGUUGAUAAUAUAAAUUUAAAAUCUGAAAAACAAACGACUCGGAUAGGAGAAGCAGACAAAGUUACUCAGAAAAUUUAUCGAAAUGCCUAA
Messenger RNA from Didymodactylos carnosus, 621 nucleotides. The record is from the annotation of a GenBank genome assembly. Lineage: Eukaryota; Metazoa; Rotifera; Eurotatoria; Philodinida; Philodinidae.